CUGGGCUGCACAGCCAGGUGUCAGGUGCGUCUCUGCUGAUCUGAGUCUACCCUGCAGCAUGGACCUGCAUCUUCCCUGGAGGAUCUCCAGGGCUGGAGGGACGACUGCCAUGCACCGACGGCUCAUCCAUCCGCAGAGCAGGGCAGUGGGAGGAGACGCCAUGACCCCCAUCCUCACGGUCCUGAUCUGUCUCGGGCUGAGUCUGGGCCGCAGGACCCACGUGCAGGCAGGGCCCCUCCCCAAGCCCACCCUCUGGGCUGAGGCAGGCUCUGUGAUCACCCAGGGGAGUCCCGUGACCCUCAGGUGUCAGGGGAGCCUGGAGACCCAGGAGUACCGUCUAUAUAUAGAGAAAAAAACAGCACCCUGGAUUACACAGAUGCCACAGGAGCUUGUGAAGAAGGGCCAGUUCCCCAUCCCAUCCGUCACCUGGGAACACGCAGGGCGGUAUCGCUGUUUCUACGGUAGCCACACUGCAGGCUGGUCAGAGCUCAGUGACCCCCUGGAGCUGGUGGUGACAGGAGCCCACAGCAAACCCACCCUCUCAGCCCUGCCCAGCCCUGUGGUGACCUCAGGAGAGAAUGUGACCCUGCAGUGUGGCUCACAGCUGGCAUUUGACGGCUUCAUUCUGUGUAAGGAAGGAGAAGAUGAACACCCACAAUGCCUGAACUCCCAGCCCCGUACCCGUGGGUGGUCCUGGGCCGUCUUCUCCGUGGGCCCCGUGAGCCCGAGUCGCAGGUGGUCGUACAGGUGCUAUGCUUAUGACUCGCGCUCUCCCUAUGUGUGGUCUUCACCCAGUGAUCUCCUGGAGCUCCUGGUCCCAGGCGUUUCUAAGAAGCCAUCGCUCUCAGUGCAGCCGGGUCCUGUCGUGGCCCCUGGGGAGAAGCUGACCCUCCAGUGUGGCUCUGAUGUCGGCUACGACAGAUUCACUCUGUACAAGGAGUGGGGACGUGACUUCCUCCAGCGCCCUGGCCGGCAGCCCCAGGCUGGGCUCUCCCAGGCCAACUUCACCCUGGGCCCUGUGAGCCGCUCUUAUGGGGGCCAGUACAGAUGCUCUGGCGCACACAACCUCUCCUCUGAGUGGUCGGCCCCCAGUGACCCCCUGGACAUCCUGAUCACAGGACAGAUCCGUGCCAGACCCUUCCUCCUGGUGCAGCCGGGCCCCACAGUGGCCUCAGGAGAGAAUGUGACCCUGCUGUGUCAGUCACAGGGACGGAUGCACACUUUCCUUCUGACCAAGGAGGGGACAGCUGAUCCCCUGCUGCGUCUGAGAUCAAAGCGCCAAUCUCAUAAGUACCAGGCUGAAUUCCCCAUGGGUCCUGUGACCUCAGCCCACGCGGGGACCUACAGGUGCUACGGCUCACUCAGCUCCAACCCCUACCUGCUGACUCACCCCAGUGACCCCCUGGAGCUCGUGGUCUCAGGAGCAGCUGAGACCUUCACCCCACCACAAAACAAGUCCGACUCCAAGGCUGGUGAGUGAGGAGAUGCUUGCGGUGAUGACGCUGGGCACAGAGGGUCAGGUCCUGUCAAGGGGAGCUGGGUGUCCUGGGUGGACAUUUGAAGAAUUACGUUCAU
Messenger RNA from Nomascus leucogenys (northern white-cheeked gibbon), 1575 nucleotides. Its product is annotated as leukocyte immunoglobulin-like receptor subfamily A member 3. Gene Ontology annotation, molecular function: inhibitory MHC class I receptor activity. The record is from RefSeq and is a predicted model, not a curated record. Gene Ontology annotation, biological process: cytokine-mediated signaling pathway. NCBI's taxonomy places the organism in Eukaryota, Metazoa, Chordata, Mammalia, Primates, Hylobatidae.